Molecule: messenger RNA, 1065 nt
Organism: Aspergillus bombycis
Lineage: Eukaryota; Fungi; Ascomycota; Eurotiomycetes; Eurotiales; Aspergillaceae
Exons: 4
Coding region: 1-1065 (354 amino acids)
Source: RefSeq, a predicted model, not a curated record
AUGGCUCACAAUAUCCUCCUCACUGGUGCUUCGGGCUAUCUUGGGGGUACCCUACUGGCGCGCUUGAAACAGACAGACUUACCUCCAUAUGGCAAGCUUUAUGCCCUGGUUCGCUCUGAGACACAAGCCCAAUGUGUGCAGCAAUAUGGCGCAGAGCCUUUGCUCUGCAACAUUGGCGAGCAUGAUCAAUUAACAAGCGCAAUUAUUGACAGAGAGAUUUCUGUGAUUUAUUUCCUGAUCGACGCCUACGGUCAGACACAUCAGCAAGUGAUGAUCAGGGCCCUUGGGAAGGUAAAAGAACGCACAGGUAAAUCGGUGCAUUUCUUACAUACAACCGGCGCCAAACAAUUCAGUCGACAUGGAGGCGUUCAAGAUGACAGAACUGUACUUGACACCGACCCGAAGCUCUACGCCAUCCAGAAAAGUACCGACCCGCCGUAUAAAUGGUUUACUCAGGGCGUGAGAACCAAUGUCGCUGUUAUCGACACCGCAGAGGAGAACGGUGUGCGAAGUUACAUAUUUGCUCCCUGCAUCGUGUAUGGAGAAGGGGAGGGGUUCGGUAACCGUAUCUCUAUUCAAGACGUUGCAGUGGUGAAAGCCGCGAAAAAAACAGGUCGUGUCUAUAUGGUCGAUUCUGAUGACCCUAUCUGGCCUGUUUGCCACAUUAUUGACAACACUGCUCUCUACUUGCAGAUUCUGCGGCAGAUCUUGCUCGGCAAUGAUAUCGGGUAUAACAGGAACGGGUUCUUCCUUGCUGCCUCGGGAAGUGUAGCUUGGAAAGACAUAUAUGACGCUUUCGCUAAAGCUCUAUCUAAGAGUGGUGUGGUUGGUGACAGUACGGUGGCACAGGCAGACAAAGCAGCACUGGGGGAAAUGGGCGAAGCACUCGGAGUGGACCCAUCUAUUGUACCUUUUCAAGUGGGCGGCAACUGUACCUUCACUCCAGUCCAUGGCAGGCAGAUCGGCUGGCAGCCGCAGUACCCACCCGAGCAUAUACUCGAAGCAGCAGAUGCCGAGGUUGAACUGAUUCUGAAGACCCUGGAAUCAAGAGCAACCAUUGUGUAG